This is a messenger RNA of Limanda limanda (common dab), 2085 nucleotides long. RefSeq names its product tumor protein p73 (gene tp73). Gene Ontology annotation, molecular function: RNA polymerase II cis-regulatory region sequence-specific DNA binding; DNA-binding transcription factor activity, RNA polymerase II-specific; protein binding. Gene Ontology annotation, cellular component: nucleus. The record is from RefSeq and is a predicted model, not a curated record. Bases 1 to 2085 code for a protein of 694 amino acids. The transcript has 14 exons. Lineage: Eukaryota; Metazoa; Chordata; Actinopteri; Pleuronectiformes; Pleuronectidae. Gene Ontology annotation, biological process: protein tetramerization; regulation of transcription by RNA polymerase II; apoptotic process.
AUGAAGGACUGGCGCUGGAUACCCUUUCAAAGAGUGAUCUGUCCCUCACCAGACUACCCAUCCUUUAAGAUGUCCCAGUCCACUGUCACUGAAGAGGGAGGCACCUUUGAGCACCUGUGGAGUUCCCUUGAGCCGGACAGCACCUACUUUGAGCUCCCACCAGGCAGCCAGCCAGGUGAGCGGCCAGUGCCCUCCACCAGCACCCCGGGGAGCCACUGCAGCGCUGCCGAGGUCUCCAUGGACGUCUACCAUAUGAGGGACCUGAACGACAAUGUGAUGUCCCAGUACAACCUGCUGAGCAGCAGCAUGGAGAGCCUGGGGAGCCGUGCGACCUCCGCCAGCCCCUACAGCUCCGAGAACGCCUCCUCGUCGGCCGUGCCCACCCCCUCACCCUACUCUCAACCCAACUCCACCUUCGAGGGCCUGUCGCCUGCCCCUGCCAUCCCCUCCAACACCGACUACCCUGGACCGCACACCUUCCAGGUGUCCUUCCAGCAGUCCAGCACCGCCAAGUCUGCCACAUGGACUUACUCACCCCUGCUGAAGAAGCUCUACUGUCAGAUUGCAAAGACCUGUCCGAUCCAGAUCAAACUGUCCGCCUCUCCUCCACAUGGCAGCAUCCUCAGAGCCAUGCCUGUUUACAAGAAGGCGGAGCACGUCACAGAGGUGGUCAAGCGCUGUCCCAAUCAUGAACUGGGACGAGAUUUCAAUGACGGUCAAGCAGCCCCAGCCAGUCACCUGAUCCGGGUGGAGGGGAACAACCUCUCUCAGUAUGUGGACGAUCCUGUCACUGGCCGACAGAGCGUCUUCGUGCCCUAUGAGUCUCCUCAGGUGGGGACUGAGUUUACUACCAUCCUGUAUAACUUCAUGUGCAACAGCAGCUGUGUGGGUGGCAUGAACAGAAGACCCAUCCUCAUCAUCAUCACUUUGGAGACCAGGGAUGGCCAAGUCUUGGGCAGGAGGUCGUUUGAAGGUCGGAUAUGUGCGUGUCCUGGCAGAGACCGCAAAGCCGAUGAGGACCACUUCAGGGAACAACAGGCCCUGAAUGAGAAUGUGGCCAAAAAUGGCAGUGCCAGUAAGCGCAACCUCAAACAGAGUCCGCCGAACAUCCCGAGUCCAAAUAUUAACAUGAGGAAGAGACGACACGGAGAAGAAGAGAUUUACUACAUUCCUGUUCGUGGCAGAGAGAACUUCGAGCUGCUGAUGAAGAUUAAAGACAGUCUGGAGCUGGUGGAGCUGGUGCCGCAGCCGCUGGUCGACUCCUAUAGACAACAAACACAGCAGCAACUGCUGCAGAGACCGAGUCAUGUAUCAUCCCCCUCCUCUUACUCUCCAAUGUCCAACAUGAACAAGCUUCAUGCCCACGGAGGCCUGAGCAAACCGCCCUCAGUCAACCAUCUGGUGGGGCAGCAGCCCCAGCAACACCCCACUGCCCCCACAUCCAUAGCUCAUAUGGGCUCAAACAUGCUCAACAGCCACCACAUGCAGGCCAACGGUGAUAUGAACGGGGGCCACAGCAGUCAGACUCUAAUGUCUGCCUCCCACUGCAGCCCGCCCCCUCCGUAUAACCCUGACCCCAGCCUCGUCAGUUUCCUGACCAGUCUCGGCUGUCAGAACUUCAUCGAGUACUUCACCUCCCAAGGCUUCCAGUCGAUCUACCAUCUUCAGACUCUCACCAUGGAGGAUUUAGGUGCGCUGAAGAUACCGGAGCAGUCCCGCCACACAAUCUGGAGAGGUCUGCAGGACAUGAAACAUGGCGCUCCCAUCCAGCUCCCAGCCUCUAACCAUCACCAUGACUACCAAGGGCAGCAGCUUCUUCGCUCCAGUAGCAACAUGGCCGCCUCUGCGAUGGCUGCCAUCGGUGCUUCUGGUGGGGAACUGCAACGCCAGCGCGUCAUGGAGGCCGUGCACUUUCGCGUCCGCCACACCAUCACCAUCCCCAACAGGGCAGGUGUCGUUGGGACGUCAGGUAUGGCAGCACCUGGUGAUGAGUGGGCUGACUUUGGUUUCGACAUGCCCGACUGCAGAAUGUCACGUAACAAACACUCCAUCAAGGAGGAGUUCAUGGAAAGUGACGUUCACUGA